Molecule: messenger RNA, 3043 nt
Organism: Calypte anna (Anna's hummingbird)
Lineage: Eukaryota; Metazoa; Chordata; Aves; Apodiformes; Trochilidae
Gene: CENPC
Product: centromere protein C
Exons: 19
Coding region: 31-2787 (918 amino acids)
Biological process (GO): kinetochore assembly; attachment of mitotic spindle microtubules to kinetochore; spindle attachment to meiosis I kinetochore
Cellular component (GO): kinetochore
Molecular function (GO): centromeric DNA binding
Source: RefSeq, a predicted model, not a curated record
GGAACCGCACCGAACCCACCCGGAACCGCGAUGUCUUUGUCUUCUCCUCGGGGGUCCCGGGUGGCGGGGACGUUAAAUCAUCUUAAAAAGAACUACAGAGCAAGAUUCUGCCAGGGAGGAGGAGGUAAGAUUGAUGUACAGCCAGGUCAAAAUAUACUGAAAGUCGUACAGGAUUGUUUUGAAGGCUAUGGCAAUGAUCUUACAAUAAACUCUCCAAGUACAACCUGUUGCUCAACUCCUUUUGUCAGAAGUUAUCAGAAGGCCUCAGUGCAAAGGCUCAAGGCAGCAAAAAGAGAUUCUAGAGAGUCUUUACCUAUAUCACCACUAAAACCAGAGAGCACCAAAGGAUCGUCCCAUGAAUCACCCAAGAAGCCUGCAAUAAAUGACUGCGUAGCUGAUUCUGAAAAAACAAAGUCUCCUGUGUGUGAAAGGAAAAUAAAUAAUAUAUUAAAACAUGUCGAAGCACUAUGCAAAACUCCUCCUGUGUUUUCAGAUUGUGAGGAUGAUCACAAGUCAGUUGGAUCACCUCUUGUGGAGGAAAUGAAUGAUUCUGUACAUGUAUUCCUUUUGGAUGACCAAAAUACUCCUCCUGCAGCGAAGAGCCCUGUGGAAGUUGAAAAUUUGGAAGGACCUCAGACUGGGAGAGAUGAGCAGGUUGUUCUUGGGCAAAGAACAGAACAGGCUGCUCCAUCUUCUGUACAGAGAGAAAAGUCUUUCUCUUCAGUUGUCUUAGAAGCUGUAGCAACAGGAGCACUUGGGAAAAGGUACUCAGCCUCAACAUCACUGCCAUCACUUCCUCCUUUGAAAAAUCAAGAUAUAGAAGUAGAAAAUUACUGUGAAUUUUUAAUUGAUGAAUCAGAUAGUCAACCUUUUAAUUCUUGGUUUUCAAUACCCAGUAAGAACAAAAAGUCAAAAAAAGAGGGCUCUCCAACUCCUGUUCCUAAAUCUCAGCCCUCUGGAAAGGAGAAGACAGGCAGUAAGAAAAGGAAGAAAACAAAAAUGCAGGGUGAAGCACUUACUAAACAGAAAAUGGAUGAUUUGCAUGUCAGAUUACUUGACUUCAGUGAAGCAUCAGAAUUGGAUUCAGCCUCUGACCAUGAAGGAAAGAUCCGUAAGUCUCAGAGGCAAGGCAGUACUCGUAUGGGAAAGACUAAAAAGGAGGCACUUAAGCAAUGCUCUCCCAACCAGAAAAAGGACACAUCCUGGAAACCAAAAGCUGCAGAACUGAUGUUGUCGUGGUCUGAUUUGGAAACAAAACUAUCUGAUACACAACAACAUGAAACUAUGAUGAAGCCAAGUGAGGAUUUGCCUGACUUGUCAGCUGGGCAUCUGCAAGAGCAGACUGUGUCUCAAAAAAAGAAUCUUAAUUCUUCCAGGCAGUCAGUUUCAACAACUCCUCAGCAUUUAGUUAACAAGAAAGAAAUUGCUCAGCAGAAACUUCCAAAAGAUACAGUAGCUAAGAGAGAGGUAAAAAGUCCGAGGAAGAAACUUAAAAAAUCUGGCAAGAAAAGUAGUAAUAAAAGGCCUCGGUUACAGAGAUUGGAGAGUUCUGACAGUGAACCUGAUAAAGAUCUUGAAAGAGAGCCUGGAAACUCAAAUGAAGGGUUUAACUCACUGCUGCAGCAGAAAUUGCAGACUCCUGUGAAUCACAAGAUGUCAAAGUCUGAAAAGCCUAAAAAUUCAUUGCACACAUUGGAAUCACUUGGUGUUGCAAAUAACAGAACUCCUGUAAAAGCACUGCAGCAUCUCACAGAUGGUGUGAAGAAAUCUGAAAGGAAACAAUUGUCAGCUAAAUCUUCAGAGAAGAUACCCAACAAGGUUAAUCACAGAACCAGUAAAGGUGUUUGCUCAGACCCUGAGGACAGUGAGCCUCGAGUGGAUUCUCUCAUCACUUCUCAACAGGACACAGCAAGAAAAAAACAGAAGUUACCAGAUGCAAAAAUAAAAAGUAAAAAAAGAAAAUGUAACACACAACAUGGACUACAAGAUUCCUUUGCAGCCCAGGAGACUAGGACUCAUGAAAGUGGACCUGUUCUAGAACACUGUGACGAAUGUGCUUCCAGGAGAAAGUAUUGUGAACAAAAUAGUAUGUCUUCAGAUAAUUCUGAAGACCUGACUCAUGCAAGAGAUGUGUUCUUAAACAGCAUGCCAAAGCAUAAAAUAGUAAUGCCUUCCAACACACCCAACGUUCGUCGGACAAAAAGGAUACGACUGAAGCCUCUGGAAUACUGGCGAGGCGAGCGUGUGAAUUACACCAUGCUGCCUUCAGGACAGCUUGUGAUGAGUGAAAUAGUGUGUCCUGAAAUGAAAACUCAGGGGAAGUUAAAACAGAGGAAAGAUGGUCACAAAGAAAAAAGUCACAAAACAAAAGGUGGAAUACCUGAAAAAUUGGAUGAUACACUGGUUGACAGUUCUAAGCCGGCCCUAAUAGUGGAUAUAGAAACAAAUGAGGAGAUACUCCUAAAAUGUGUUAACACUGAAAGCCGACACUCAUGCUUCUUCAGAGAUGAAGCAGUAGAAAUAUAUAAAAAUUUGAAUACAUCAGAUUUUGCCACUGGUACAUUGGUUUUGAAGCCAUUGAAAGAAAAGGGAUACCAGUUUGUCCACAUGGAUACAAUAGCUUUUUAUGUUAUUCAUGGCAAAAUUAUUGUUACCUUACAUAAGACAUCCUACUGUCUGGCUACAGGGGACUUCUUCUAUGUUCCAGCAGGAAAUGUAUAUAACUUAUAUAAUCUAGUGAACGAAGAAAGUGUUCUUCUCUUCACACAACUCAAAAGAUGCACCUGAAGAACUUCCUUCAGAAAAGUUGGCUGAAACACUUCAACCUUUUAUCAAAAGCAUGAAGCAUAUUGUUGGAGACCUAUUCCCCAUAACUUUGUGGGCAAAUUGAAGAUGAUCUAAUGCCAAGGAGUUCUAAAGGACACUGUAACUGCCAUCCCACUGGAAGUACACCCCAGUCUUCAGGACAUGUUGUUUCACUGAUCUCAAAAGAUCUUUCUCCAGUAUAAAUUGUAAAUACAUGGUCUGUUACAAAGUGGUUUUU